CCCACAGGAAUUCCUCCCCCAUUCCCAGAAUUUUUUGGGCUCUCCCUUUGGAUUUGGGAAUCCCAAAAUUUUUUGGGAUUUUGGGGUGAUUUUGGGGAAUUUUGGGGGGAUCCAUGACCAUCCACAAUCUCUACAUCUUCGACCGGGGCGGCUCCUGCCUCUUCUACAGCGAAUGGCACCGGAGGAGACCCCCGGGAAUCCCCCAGGAGGAGGAAUUCAAGCUGAUGUUUGGGAUGCUCUUCUCGCUCCGCUCCUUCGUGGCCAAGAUGAGCCCCACGGACAUGCGGGACGGGUUCGUGUCGUUCCACACCAGCAAGUACCGGCUGCAUUACCUGGAGACGCCCUCGGGGCUGCGCCUGGUGCUCAACACCGACCUGGGCGUGCCCAGCGCCCGCGAGGCGCUGCAGCACAUCUACAGCAACCUUUUCGUGGAGUUGGUGGUGAAGAACCCCCUGUGCCCCCCCCGGGCCCCCGUGCAGAGCCUCCUGUUCCGGCAGCGCCUCGACGCCUUCGUCCGCAGCCUGCCCUACUUCGGGCCCCGAAAUCCCAACAACUGACCCCGAAAUCCCAAUAAAUGACCCCGAAAUCCCAAUAAAUGACCCCAAAAUCUCCAUCAGCGCCCCCAAAAACCCCAAAAUCCCAAUGGAGACACCAAAAUCCCAAUAAAUGACCCCAAAAUCUCUGUACAGACCCCAAAAUCCCAAUGGAGACCCCAAAAUCCCAAUAACUGACCCCAAAAUCUGCAUCAGCGACCCCAAAAACCCCAAAAUCCCAAUAGAGACCCCAAAAUCUCAAUAACUGACCCCAAAAUCCCAAUAAUUGAACCCAAAAUCUCUGUACAGACCCCGAAAUUCCAAUAAAUGACCCCAAAAAACCCCAAAAUCCCAAUAACUGACCCCAAAAUCCCAAUAAAUGACCCCAAAAUCCCAACAAUUGACCCCAAAUUCCCAUAAAUGACCCCAAAAUCCCAACAAUUGACCCCAAAAUCUCCAUUGGCACCCCCAAAAACCCCAAAAUCCCAAUAAAUGACCCCAAAAUCCCAAUAAUUGAACCCAAAAUCCCAAUAAUUGAACCCAAAAUCCCAAUAACUGACCCAAAAUCCCAAUAAAUGACCCCAAAAUCCCAAUAAUUGAACCCAAAAUCCCAAUAAUUGAACCCAAAAUCUCCAUUGGCAACCCCAAAAACCCCAAAAUCCCAAUAACUGACCCCAAAAUCCCAAUAAAUGACCCCAAAUCCCAAUAAAUGACCCCAAAAUCCCAAUAAAUGACCCCAAAAAACCCCAAAAUCCCAACAAUUGACCCCAAAAUUCCCAAAUCCCAAUCCCGGAGGAUUCAUCAGGGCCCUGCCCUACUUGGAGCCCCAAAAUCCUAAAAAAUGACCCCAAAAUUUUGAUUGACAGCCCCAAAAAACCCCAAAAUCCCCCCCAAGUUCCUUUUUUGGGAGUUGAUCCCUAAUUUAAAUAAAUUUGCAUAAAACCUUUU
Molecule: messenger RNA, 1481 nt
Organism: Poecile atricapillus (Black-capped chickadee)
Lineage: Eukaryota; Metazoa; Chordata; Aves; Passeriformes; Paridae
Product: trafficking protein particle complex subunit 1-like
Exons: 4
Coding region: 114-557 (147 amino acids)
Biological process (GO): endoplasmic reticulum to Golgi vesicle-mediated transport
Cellular component (GO): TRAPP complex
Source: RefSeq, a predicted model, not a curated record